CGGGCAGGGCGUCACCAUGGCGACGGGACGCAGACAGUCUAGAAACUUAUGUUACUACCUCGGGUUGUAGUCAAAAGCGGUUCAAAUAGCAUACCUCUAGAGUCUAAAGAUUGACGUUUUACCAUUUUGCACGAAGCAAUAUAUUCGUCGGUCUAUAAUCAAAUGUCACACAGCCAUGCUGCUUAGCGUUAAACAGAUUUAACCUAUCUUCUGUCUCAGAGAGGUCAACACUAAUGAAAGAAAUGGCAGCUGCUCCAAAAGCAAUUCCUUCAAGACUGCGGGCAGUGAGGACGUUUAAAAAAGCAGACAAAUUAUCUCCAGCGUCCUCUCGGAACUUUCUAGAAAGACUGCCUUCUGAGAUCCUGAUGAAGAUUCUGUCAUACCUGGAUGCCUCUGCUCUCUUCAUCCUUGGCCACGUCAGUAAGCUCCUCUAUCAGCACGCAAACGAAAACACUCUAUGGAAAAAGAUUUACAUCGCAGAGUUUGGCAAGAAUAAAAAGCGUAAACCUAAAUCCGUGGACGGGCUGCUGCUGAGGACAUCCAGAGAGGAGGUGCGGGAUGGAGCCUUGGGCUACUGGAAGUGGCUUCACUUCCGGACUAUGGCCGCUUGUGACAUGAACAAGUGGGUAAGACGUCUUGGGCUCAUCAGCUGUCACACUGGGCUGCCAAGUCAAACAGAGCAGGUCCUCAGAAACUUGCACGUCACCUGGGAGCUCACAGUCUCUGAUAAGUCAGGACAGGAGGGCACAUACGAGCCGAGCUGGUCCCGCUUCUGCAAGACUUCUGUGACUCUGUGCUGGAGCGGAGGAGGCUGCCUUCCUGACUACCGGCAGAUCUCCACCCUUCAACUGCACGGCGUCAGGAGGAUAGCCCUCAACUGCCCGGGCCUAAAGAAACCUGGCUGGAGUUCCCUCAUGGCGAAGGUAGACAUGCAGGCUCACACUGAAAGCGCACAGGUCAUUGGUCAGGACCGGCUGGUUGAACUGAAGCUGCUGCAUCCUGGCAUCAUCAUCGGAGUAUGGAAGGACCAGUGCUCUGUUGCCUUCAUCAUGUUCACCCUCCACUUCCAUAUGCUGGUGGAAAGAAGCGUCCAGGGGUCUUCUGUUUGCCCCUAUGUGGAGCCAACGUUCAACCCCCCUUUUGAUGAUAUAGACCCUGAGUAUGGUCUCCAUGGUUACCAGCUACACAUUGAUCUCCACAACACCGUAAAUGAGAUCAUGUCCAGAAGCUUCUCCCAGCUCUUCUGCCGGAAAACCCAGAUCUGUGAUGGUCUAAUCCAGUUUAGUGCCAUUAGCAGGGCAGACUUGUCGCAGCACACACCUCUGUCAGGAAGCGUCACCCUGCCCUGGAGGUGUGAGGCCCUGCAGGGCGCAGUGGAGAAUUGCUGCAUCAUGAAUCUGACCCUGCUGGAUGAAUUCAAGAAACCCUUCUGGUGUGUCAGCUCCUCGGUUUCCAUGCAGCCUCAGAAGAUGCCUGUCUCCUAUGACUACAAUGGGGAGCACUUCCUCAUCCACUAUCAGGACUCAGACGGUCAGGUGAAGAUGACACUUGUAUGGAUGGAGGAAGAUAAGCGUAUGUUACUCAUAAACUUGGUUGUUUGUGUGACUGUUUUCAAAGUCAACAAAUAUUUCAGUCAAGAUUACUGAAGCUGUAUUAUUUCUGGAAAUAUUUUAUUUAUUAAAGCUGACAAGACCUUGUUUGAAGGAAAAUAUUUUUCCAUCAGAUUAACUAAACACUUUUAGAAGUUUAUAAUAAAAACUGUAAAUUUAAAUAAAUGUAUCAAGAGGUGAAUUGUUGUCGAGUAGAGUGUUGCACUUUAGAAGCAUACUUCCCUGAGUAAUACCUGUUUUUCAGUUUUAGUUUAUUAUUUAUUAGUAUCAGGGACAGUGUAAAGAAUAACAUUAGUAUCAGAAGGGAAAAGAUGCUUUCUACAAGAUUUAGCUAAUUUCCAUCUGUUGUCCCUGAGCAGAUGAUGGCAACAUUUAAAUACAGAUCAGCCAGUCACCCACGCACACAUUUCAUAAGAGAGAAGAAGAACACAGUGCAAUACACAGAUAUUAAAACAGUAUGUACAAGUUUCCCUGAGUUGUAAAAAGUUGAGAUGACAACAAAAUGCUGACAAGACUGGUUCCUUAAAAUCAAUGAAUUGACUUUGUGGGAGAAAGUUUGGAUGUUUGUGCAAAGUUUCACAUUAGUUGGGAGAUUAUUCCCAGCUUUAAUGGCUUUAAAAGAAAAAGCAGGUCGUGAAAAAGCGGAGCAACAUUUAGGAAUACUACAAUCUCCGCUUCAGGCAGACCUUGAAGCUCUGCUCAUGUGCUCAGAGUGAAGUUUCACACAAAGCUAUUUAACGUUGGGGGAGCAAUGUUGAUGAUUAUCCUAUACACUAAGCGCACAUCUUAAUACAACUUUUGCUUAUAAAUUCUGAAUCAACUCAAAAAGCAUUUUUUAACAAGUACAGUUAUAUUUUAUGAUGUGCUUUGAACUUAUAUUAACUUUUUAUUUGAAUGUGCAAAUUGUCCUCCUGUUAUAUCUUAACUUGUGUUUCCUUAGUCAGUCGAGGUUAACACAAAGUCUAGCUGCAAAUCAUUUUGUCGUAUUUAAUUUACUAUAUUAUGAAUCAUAUCUUUUUACAUCACAAAAAAAUAGUGAUGGGAAAGAAUAUCGAUUGGAACAUUUAAUUACCCUUUAAUUUAAUAAAAAUGACUUAUGUAGAUCAGAUAAAAUGAUAGUAAAGAAUCUUUUUGGACUGGGAUAGUAAUGGAAUGAAGAGGUCUCUAACUGCCUGGAUGGUCAGUGAAUCAAAACAAACACAAAAAAAAUGUUGCACAGGAAAAUAAAAACUCCAGCCUGUUUGUCAGACGCAGCAUGCACCUCUGUAAGGAAGCGUCACCCUGCCCUGGAGGUGUGAGGCCCUGCAGGGUGCAGUGGAGGAACAGAACGUGCUGUUGGCUUCUUGCACACUCCCUCGCUGUUGGUUAGACAUGUUUAGUGUCUAUUAUGAUGAAAAAAAAUAAUGUUCAAAUUUUUAAAAGAAGUCGUUCCAUUAUAGUUAAUGUCUUAUAUAGGAGCUGUUAAUGUUUCUGUUAAUUUGAUCAUCAUCAAAGUAACAUUGAACAUGUCAAAGUGUUUUUUUUUUUGCUUUGAGGUGAUGAAGGUCUUUGCAGUCUGUAAUUUUUUUCCGUCAUUAUCCCACACUACCUUUCCACUAUCAUCACUUUUAGUGACUCCAGAACAGUUUUGACUUUUAUUGGGUGUCACCUUGCAUGUGCACACUGUUUAAAAGGUGAUUGUUGGGAUUGCUUGUCGAGAAUGGGAAUCCAUUAAAGAUGAUUUAUUUUUAUUUUCACGCAUAACACCUGAAGGAGACUCUAAAUUAUCUUUCACAUCCUCCCACUUUGCUGCAUUUAUCAAUUAGCAGAUCCCCUCUUAACACAAGAAUCUUUAUUGCUGGAGUUUUAUUUAUCACUCUUACUAUUGUUGUAGUUUUUAUGUAUUUAUGGUUAUUGCAGUUUUCCUUCGUUGUAUUAUUAAUGCAUUUACUCU
Labrus mixtus (cuckoo wrasse) is the source of this 3543-nucleotide messenger RNA. It is a transcript of the gene fbxo15, whose product is annotated as F-box protein 15. Gene Ontology annotation, molecular function: protein binding. The transcript is spliced from 9 exons. The coding region runs from base 234 to 1646 and encodes 470 amino acids. Lineage: Eukaryota; Metazoa; Chordata; Actinopteri; Labriformes; Labridae. The record is from RefSeq and is a predicted model, not a curated record.